Messenger RNA from Suillus clintonianus, 1165 nucleotides. RefSeq lists its product as uncharacterized. The record is from RefSeq and is a predicted model, not a curated record. The coding region runs from base 1 to 972 and encodes 323 amino acids. The transcript is spliced from 4 exons. NCBI's taxonomy places the organism in Eukaryota, Fungi, Basidiomycota, Agaricomycetes, Boletales, Suillaceae.
AUGGGGCACGGACCACGUAGUUCUGCCAAACAAGCCCAGCUAUACGAAAGAUGGGGCGAGAAGCGGGAUCUGGAAAGAGUCAAAGAAGCUGUAAAACGAGAUCUCCACAUCCACAAGAUUGCAGCCUUCCCGUCGGACUUUCUCGUUGGCAAAAGGAGCGGUGAGAGGGUCCGACAGGUCGUGCGAACUAAAUUCCACGGAACAUGCUUACCGGAGCAGAUGAAAACCCUACCCACUCAGGGCAAGAUUCUUUUGCCCCUCGACCACCUUCCUCCCGACACCGUCCCAUCGGAAAUGCCACCGUAUCUAAUGGCCCGUCUCGAACAUUUCCUGACUGAUGCACAGCAAGCCGGUCUCCUUUCCCGAUGGAACAAGCUCAUCGCCACCGACCCCAAACAUCUGCUGAAGCACGAUGCCAAUCGUUCCAAUAGUGAAGGCUAUCAUUUUGGCCUUUGGGAGGUCACUGCUUCCACCCCUCGCAUCACACGCGAAUCUCGUGACCAAUCCGAUGACGCCAAAGAAGCCAUCGAUAACCUCCUACGAUUCCUUAAAAGCUAUAUUGCUAACAAGAUCGGCACAGCAUUUGAGGAACUCGCUCCCGAUCAGUGGAAGGCUAUGUUAAAAGCCAACGCACGUGUAAUGGACCUUUUGGCUCGUGAACACAGCGCUCGGCCCAGUUUAUUCAUGGGCGGCCCCUUUUUUGCUGUUGCAGCCAAAGAAGCGGGAUCAGGUGUGACCCAUAUAGACUGGAACGACGAUAAGGCGGUUUAUGCCUUUAUUUUCGCUGUUGGAGAUUGGGAGGGCGGGGAAUUUUGUGUGCCCCAACUCGGCAUCAAGAUACCUGUGCGGCCUGGGCAGGUACUGUGUGUCCUAGCCCGUGUUCUAGCUCACUUUAGUGCGCCGACCGGAACAUUUUUCGGCAUGGAAACCCAGAAGUUGUUGAAUUGGCGUAGUACUACACAAGUAGUCUAAAUAGGUACAGCUACAUGUCCAUGGCAAAGAGUGCAUCGUGAUGGGCGAGUUCAAACUGUACCACCUUGCAGUCGGCAAGUACCAUAGAAUACCACGCCCCACAUGAGGCUCGAUGACAACCCUGGCCUAUUGUACCACAACGGAUUGCCACAUCACGCGCGAACGAGAGACAGCAAACUCCGCAGAACGAAGU